UGAAGUCAAGUCAUUCACGGUGGCAAAGAUUUAUCAUGUCAACAUCUCGAGAUUUGUAACGCGACGCGACGACCGUAUGACGAUGAUGUGCUAAAGGAACACAAGAGAAAGAAGAAGAGGGUGGGAGCGGGAUAGCGGGACCUACUGUAGUUUCGCACUACAGCAUCCAUCUUCCUUUACCUCCAUGUUUUUAGUUCGGACAGCGGAGUUUGGGUGCAGUCGGCGAUACGGAACCUGGCAGGGGGUACGCCCGGGGGUGGAUGAUAAGUCUCUGUAGGUCGGUUGGUAUCAACACUAGGCACGGAGUACGUAUGGACUAUGGAGUAGCACAUCAUUGAGAUGAGACGGCAGAUCAAGGCCGCGAGUUUCCAUGGGAUCGUGAAAGCAUAAAGAGGACGGUUCCCUCGCUCCAAAUAGGAAUUCCCUUUUCUGUUCUCUAACCAAAACAACAAGCCUCGAUUCUAUCUUCCUUUCAAGUACAACGAUCCAGCUGUCUCGCCCACCUCAGCUACAUCUAUAUCUCACUAUCAACAACAACACUCUACAGUUCAACUCUUCUCUACAACAUUCACAAUGUCUGCUCUUCCUCCUCAGAAGUUCCUCCCUCUCACCCCGGCUCCCAAGUCUUCUUUCCUCUCCCUCGCCCCAGCCACUUCUCCCUCAUACCCUCAGAAGCCCGCUGUCCGCUCUCACACUCGUCCCUCUCCUCCUCGACGAGCCUCGACUGAGUCCUCCAGCUCCAGCUCCAGCUCCAACAACAGCUACCGCAUCCUCAAGCUUGGACCUGUUCACUACGGCGAGCAUGCAGAUGAGCACAAGACCGACUUUCAUGAUGUUAUCCUUCACUAAAGUCACGGUAACCUUUGUGAAUGGCGUGCUUUUGUGAGGAGGUGUGAAAUUAUGACAGCGCAAGCGAUGAUUUUUUAUUCAUUUCGAUUUUCAUGAAUAUGACACAACCAACAAAACUUACGGGAUACCACUUUGAUUGACAAUUUUGGAUCAUAAAAUGAAAAAAAAAAACAAGGCUAAAAAAGAAAACGAAACGGAAAAAAGCAAAAGGUGAACAAAAGGUCCCCCCAACUGUGAAAAGAUGGGGGGUGGGCAUCUUCAGCUUCGGUUGAAUGGAACAAGAGAAUCAAACGGGAUUAGGAUUGAGGUGGGCGGCUUUGGUCUGGAUCCUGUGAAAGCAAGAGUCUUGAAAGGCUGAAAAAAUUGAAGCAGAGGUUUAUGCUGUUUUGCAUUUCCUUAUUAUCAUCUUCUCUCUCUCAUUAUCUAUCUAUCACUGAGAAAGAAAGGGAAAAAAAAGAGUGGAAUUAUUAGGGAGGAGGACUUUACUGUCUCUAUUCCCUGGGAGCUGGAAACAUCUUGGCCUACAGUAGCACUAUUGAUAGCGGCAAAUCAUGAUUCCAGUCCUUUCCGGAUAAAGCAAAGAGUGUCGAAUCUGCAACCAGAAGGGUCCCUGAGUGACGAUGAUCAGAUAUCCAUAGCCCAUGGGCAUUUCGGCAUUGAGACCGUGUGUCAUGGAUAGAAAUGCGGUGCGGUGUGGGCGGUAAGCCAAUGUGAGAUUGACAGAUUUGUAAGGCUGUCCUAUCAGUUAGCGUAGUUGCAACACGGGUCUCCUUCAGUCAAUCAUUGAUCUUCGGUCUUAUUAUUUGACAUAGAUAGCAAGUGUGUGAAUCAAUGAGUUGUCUUUUCACUUCCUGUCCAUCCAUGAUCUGGAAAGGUUUGCUCAUACAUACACGCACAUGCAAUGUCUGCACACCCAUAGACUCAGCCUUUCAGAUAUUACCGGCAUUUCAUUGAUUCUAGACCGAUCAUGUGCAAAUGCACAGAAAAGAUAGUCGAGAUAGCGUAGCAUUACCGCGCCGCGUCUCGCAUUGCAUUACAUGGAAACCGGCCCAAAAAGAAAAAAAGAAAAGAACGUGCCAUCAAUAGCCGGAGCCUGCCGCCCGCGCAGACUUGCUAUAUCCGGCAUAAAGACUCUUAACCAUGAUCUGUUUAUACACGACCCAAUCAGAUUCUCCUAGUUUUUGUCCAGGCUCUCGGUAGACUCAGGGCCCGGGGUAGCAGUUUCGGGAGGUGGCCGAGAAACCUGCAUGACGUCCACUGAAUUUUUCACUUUUUCCUUGUUUAUUAAUUUUGUCGGUAUUUCCUGUCAAAAUCCCACUGUUUUAUAACAGUGCACAGCAUUACAUUAUGUUGCCGAUCAUGGGCGCGGAGAGCAUGACCGGCUUUUUAAGUUAGUCAAGCGCUUACACAGCAUUAUUUGCGUCAGAGAUAAGAAAGGGCAAAAGGAAGAUGGUUGUUUCUUCUAAAAGUAUCCGAUCUGAAAACCAUAAAUGUGUCAGCUUAUUAUCCCAUAAAACACCACGAAGCGUGGGUGGUGAUAGAAAAAGGACCCCGACCUUCAUUCAUCCUCAACGCUUGGGCCAAUUGCGGGGAAGCGGCUUGUCACCUUGAAGCGUAGGAGAGACACGGAAAUACGUCAUUCCUCAUUUUAAUGCUCGUUAUGCGUGACCUGCUUGCUAUCGGAAGCUGACGGUGAUCCCUCGGUGUUCCGACGGGGAUAUCGAGGCGUGUAGAGAAUUGUUGCUAUGGUUGGUUAGGAGCGGACUGUUUCAAAGACUGUGCUUGUGUACGGAGGCGCAUUUGAGACAGGAGGUAUGAAUAAGAUUGCGUUUAUAGCGAGGCUGCACCAGGAGAGAGGUUAAACAGCAUCGCCAAGACGGCACACAAGAUGCUCAUGCUGAUCACUUUUAUUCUACCUGCCCAGAGGUCCAAGCAUACUGCGCUAUAGAUCUCGUGACCAG
Molecule: messenger RNA, 2810 nt
Organism: Fusarium odoratissimum NRRL 54006
Lineage: Eukaryota; Fungi; Ascomycota; Sordariomycetes; Hypocreales; Nectriaceae
Exons: 1
Coding region: 574-849 (91 amino acids)
Source: RefSeq, a predicted model, not a curated record